GGAAAUGGUGCUUUUGGGGUUUAUGCUUCUUCUUCUUCUUCCUGUUUCUGCUCUAUUACUUCUUCAAGUCAGCAACUCCGUCCAUGCUUUUCCAUGGAACCAUCCUCACCACGCCAUUCAUCCCCACCGUGGCGGCUAUCAUGGACCAUGGAUCAAUGCCCAUGCCACAUUCUACGGCGGCGGUGAUGCUUCCGGCACAAUGGGUGGAGCAUGUGGGUAUGGGAACCUGUAUAGCCAAGGAUACGGUGUUAAUACGGCAGCAUUGAGUAGUGCGUUGUUCGACAAUGGGUUGAGUUGUGGCGCAUGUUAUGAGCUAAGGUGUGUCAAUGACCCUAAAUGGUGUCUGCCUGGUUCAAUUGUGGUCACCGCCACUAACUUCUGCCCGCCGGGUGGGUGGUGCGACCCUCCUAAUCACCACUUUGAUCUCUCUCAGCCUAUCUUCCAACACAUUGCUCAGUACAAAUCUGGAAUUGUCCCAGUCAUUUAUAGAAGGGUGAGAUGUAGGAGAAGAGGGGGAAUAAGGUUCACCAUUAAUGGACAUUCUUACUUCAAUUUAGUGCUCGUAACCAAUGUUGGUGGCGCCGGGGAUGCUCACUCCGUCGCCAUUAAAGGUUCGAGGACCAGAUGGCAACCAAUGUCCAGAAACUGGGGCCAAAACUGGCAAAGCAAUGCCUACCUUAAUGGCCAAACCCUCUCAUUUCUCGUUACGGCCAGCGACGGCCGCAGUGUUCUCUCAUACAACGUCGCUCCUCCGAGUUGGUCCUUCGGUCAGACUUACACCGGCCGCCAGUUCCCAUUUUAAGUUUGAGAUUUAAAUAACGAUCGCCACAUAAUAGAUUAUUUUUGCAG
Molecule: messenger RNA, 849 nt
Organism: Hibiscus syriacus
Lineage: Eukaryota; Viridiplantae; Streptophyta; Magnoliopsida; Malvales; Malvaceae
Product: expansin-A5-like
Exons: 3
Coding region: 5-802 (265 amino acids)
Biological process (GO): plant-type cell wall organization
Cellular component (GO): extracellular region
Source: RefSeq, a predicted model, not a curated record